This is a messenger RNA of Acanthamoeba castellanii str. Neff, 213 nucleotides long. RefSeq lists its product as uncharacterized. The transcript has a single exon. The record is from RefSeq and is a predicted model, not a curated record. The annotation marks the transcript as partial. Lineage: Eukaryota; Discosea; Longamoebia; Acanthamoebidae.
GAUUAUUCGGUAUCUGAGGAGAUCGAGAAGCUUAUCAAGUUCUGCGAGGACUUGUCGGGUGGCGUGGGUGGUACCUUCACCUUCAAACAGAUCUUCUACGCCAAGGGCUGUGGUGGCGCUUUUGAAUCGCUCGUCGGCACCAUGAUCGCGGCUAAGAAGCAGGUUUUGCUCCCUCAUCCAUCUCUCAUCUCCCUCUUGCCGGACUACCUCUAA